UGUAUGCAUUUGUUGGCGCUGGCGCGUCACGAAGCCUGAGGAAUCCUUGGAGGAAAGUCACCAAGUCUACACGGUGACCGCCCAUCGCUUCGCUUCCCGCUGGUCCUGGCGUAUACCGCACCGCACACAGCAUCGUCACAGGCACAGGCCGACCUGUUGACUUUGACUUCUGCUCAGCCGCCCGCCGCAGCACGCACACACUCACACUCAUACUCAUACGCAGUCUCAAGAUAGAUCGGGUAUCGAUACCGCCUCGACCUACCUACUCCACAGAACCCCUCCCUCGAGUCCCUGGCUCCACACGAGGAUAAAUACUGCCAUCCUCGCCACUGUGAAACAUUCUCGGCGCGUCAGCAGGUUGGCGCAGUGCCGACUCAGCCGAGCACUUCAACCUGAACAACUCCCACACACACUCUCUUCAACACCUGAGCGCACUUUCCGCCAGCCAUGUCGUACUAUCCAGGCCAAGGUUACCACAACCAGCAGGGCUAUCCGCCGCCUCAACAGCACGGCUUCAACGGAUAUCCCCCUCCUCAGCAGUAUGGCCCUCCAGCUCCCCAAUAUGGAUAUGGCACUCCUCCGCCCGCUCCACAGUAUGGCGCUGGAUACGGCGCACCGUCGCCUCAACCACCACAAUUCGGAAAUGGAUAUCAGCAAACCCCUCCUCCGCAAGGAUAUGGAGCUCCGCCGCCUCAGCAGUAUAACAGACCGCCGCCAGGACCACCACAAGGCAACUACGGCAGACCUCCACCUCCUCCGCAGCAGACACAGCAAUUCGGACACGGCGCGCCGAGCGGAUACACUUUCCAGUACUCGAAUUGCACAGGCAGGAGAAAAGCACUGCUCAUAGGCAUCAACUACUUCGGACAACGAGGACAGCUGCGAGGAUGCAUAAACGACGUCAAGAACAUGUCAACAUACUUGAACGAGUAUUUCGGGUACAAGCGAGAAGACAUGGUCACGCUCACAGAUGACCAGCAGAACCCCAUGAGCCAGCCUACCAAGGCAAACAUCCUGAGAGCGAUGCAUUGGCUGGUCAAGGAUGCCAGGCCCAACGAUUCACUCUUCUUCCACUACUCGGGGCACGGUGGUCAGACUAAGGAUCUGGACGGUGAUGAGGAAGAUGGAUAUGAUGAGGUCAUUUAUCCCGUGGAUUUCAGACAAGCUGGACACAUUGUGGACGACGAGAUGCAUCGUAUUAUGGUGCAAUCUCUCCAGCCCGGUGUGCGCCUGACGGCAAUCUUCGAUUCCUGCCAUUCGGGUUCAGCACUCGAUCUACCAUACAUCUACUCCACGCAAGGUGUGCUCAAAGAACCAAAUCUCGCCAAAGAGGCCGGUCAAGGCUUGCUUGGCAUUGUAUCGUCUUAUGCAAGAGGAGACAUUGGCGGCAUGGCUUCUACCGCGCUUGGAUUCUUUAAGAAAGCUACUAGUGGUAGCGAUACCUAUGAACGCAACCUGCGAACAAAGACAUCUCCGGCAGAUGUCAUCAUGUGGAGUGGAAGCAAGGACACCCAGACAUCGCAAGACGCCAAUAUCGAUGGCGAAGCUACUGGAGCGAUGUCUUGGGCCUUUAUCAACGCACUCAAGAAGAACCCUCAGCAGAGCUACGUCCAAUUGCUCAACAGCAUUCGCGACAACCUGGAGGGCAAGUAUUCUCAAAAGCCACAGCUGAGCUGUAGCCAUCCUCUUGACACCAAUCUUAUGUAUGUCAUGUAAUGUCGUUGUAAUACUAUAGAGCUUAUGACGCACGGCCUUUGGGGACAGCAUGGUAGACGGGGUGACACAGCACAUCCGGAGCCUUGUGCGAAAAAUUGAAGACAGAGAAAUUGUAUGUGUUUGUCACUGGGUAUUAGCGGCGAUCGGGAUGACUUCUGCUUUGCGGCACACUGUAUCAGGUAAACCUGGCAUCCUGCAUAGGAGCGGCGCGUUUUGUCGUUUGAGGUACGAGCCCGACAAUAUUAAUACCGUUACCCUG
Pseudocercospora fijiensis CIRAD86 is the source of this 1975-nucleotide messenger RNA. RefSeq lists its product as uncharacterized. The transcript has 5 exons. NCBI's taxonomy places the organism in Eukaryota, Fungi, Ascomycota, Dothideomycetes, Mycosphaerellales, Mycosphaerellaceae. The record is from RefSeq and is a predicted model, not a curated record. Gene Ontology annotation, molecular function: cysteine-type endopeptidase activity. Gene Ontology annotation, biological process: proteolysis. Bases 448 to 1716 code for a protein of 422 amino acids.